Hordeum vulgare subsp. vulgare (domesticated barley) is the source of this 1648-nucleotide messenger RNA. Its product is annotated as major pollen allergen Lol p 5b-like. The record is from RefSeq and is a predicted model, not a curated record. The transcript has a single exon. Bases 84 to 1400 code for a protein of 438 amino acids. Lineage: Eukaryota; Viridiplantae; Streptophyta; Magnoliopsida; Poales; Poaceae.
UCCAUCAUCGCUCCUCUGCUCUCCUCAUCACAAACCAACCAACCAACGCAAAGACAAAGACAAGAGAAGCAUCAGCAGCAGCAAUGGCAGUGCAUCAGUGCACGGUGGCGCUCUUCCUGGCCGUCGCCCUCGUGGCUGGGCCAGCCGUCUCCCACGCCGCCGAUGCCGGCUACGCCCCCGCUGCACCUGCCGGCGGCGCCCCUGCUGCUGCUGGGACAAAGCCUGCCGAUGCCGGCUACACCCCCGCCGCCCCUGCCGGCGGCGCCCCUGCUGCUCCUGCUGCUGCUGGGACAAAGCCUGCCGAUGCCGGCUACACCCCCGCCGCCCCUGCCGGGACGCAGCCCAAGGCGAUGACCGACGAGCAGAAGCUGAUGGAGCAGGUGAACAACGCCUUCAAGGCGGCCGUGGCGGCGGCGGCCGUGGUCCCUGGGCCGGACAAGUACAAGAAGUUCGAGGACACCUUCACCCCGGAAGCCGAUAGAGCUUUCUCGGAUGUCCUCAAGGCCGGUAACGAAGGCACGGUGAACGCCUCCAGCUCCGUCUCCAGUUUCACCGCCAAGAUCGGCUUCGCCCACAAGCUCGCCUACGAGGCCGCCGAGGGCGCCACCCCCGAGGCCAAGUACGACGCAUUCAUCGCCAUCCUCAGCGAGUCUCUCCGCAUCAUCGCCGGCACCCUCGAGGUCCACGGCGUCAAGCCCGCCACCGAGGAGGUCAAGGGCCCCAUCCCCGCCGGCGAGAUGAAGGUCGUCGGCCAGAUCGACACCGCCUUCAGGAUUGCCGCCACCGCCGCCGACGCCGCCCCAGUCAACGACAGGUUCACCGUCUUCGAGUCCGCCUUCGACAAGGCCAUCAAAGAGACCACCGGCGGCGCCUACGCCGGCUACAAGUUCGUCCCCGCCCUCGAGUCCGGCGUCAAGAAGGCCUACGCCGCCACCGUCGCCGAGGUGCCCGAGGUCAAGUUCUUGGUCUUUGAGGCCGCCAUCACCAGGACCAUCGCCGCCAUGGCCGUUGCCGCCAAGGGCGCCGCCGGCGCAGUCAACGCCGUCACCUCUGGUGCAGCCACCGCCGCUGGCGCAGCAACCGCCACCGUCAACGCUGCCGCAGCAACCGCAGCUCCCAUCGCCGCUGCCGCAGCAGCCGCCAUCCCCAAACCCGACGCCGCCGCUGCCGGUGGCUACACAGCUCCCGCCGCCGACGCAGCAGCAGCAGCAACCGCCACCCCCACUCCCGCCGCCGCUGCCGGUGGCUACAAAGCUCCCGCCGCCGACGCAGCAGCAGCAGCAACCGCCACUCCCACUCCCACCGCCGCUGCCGGUGGCUACAAAGCUCCCGACGCCGCCGCAGCAGCAGCAACCGCCACUCCCACUCCCGCCGCCGCUGCCGGUGGCUACAAACUCUGAGCUCACCUACCUACUCCAAUACUAGCGCACGUAUGCAUGCAUAUACGUACGUGAUUUUGAUCGAUAAUCAUCAACUCAUUCCGGCAUUGGUUUUCUUUUCUUUCGUUUGGUUUCAUGCACUCGCCAGCACCAUGUGUGCAUGCAUGGCUUAUUAAUUAAAUUUGUUUUGGAGAGAGAUCCAUCUGUAAAACAUUCUUUACAUAUACUACUAUAAUUUUAAUAUAUAUACAGGCGCAUGGAUGGUGUUA